AGUCGCAAGAGCAAGAAGUCGCAUCAUUCAGACAAGGACGAUCUGUCACCUCGCCAUCAGCAUAAACCGAGUGGUGAGGUGAAGCCUCAUCUGCAUAAGGAGACCAAGGCCGACCCGAAUGCUGCGAUAAGUGAAGCUCAGCCCGUCGCUACUGCCCUUGAGGCGCCCACCAUGGCACCUUUACGCUCGCUUACACACAAAGACGACAAGGGAAACCCUAUAACUGAUCCUGAUUUUUCGAAUCCGACACGCUACCGGUGGGAGCGCCCGCUCGAGACGAUCCGUCGUUUCCAGGAGGCAAUUGACCAAGACUAUAGACGGAGG
Molecule: messenger RNA, 324 nt
Organism: Westerdykella ornata
Lineage: Eukaryota; Fungi; Ascomycota; Dothideomycetes; Pleosporales; Sporormiaceae
Exons: 3
Source: RefSeq, a predicted model, not a curated record